ACUGAAGCGUCGCUGCUUUGCUGGCGAGCUGUGCUGUGUCGCUGGCGAGAUGUGAAUCAGGACACUCGGCUCGCACUGUUUCUGGCAAGGCUGGGGAGAGCGUUGGAGAUGACUGCAGUGGAGAAGGUGGAGGAGCAGCUGGCGGGUCUGCGCAUCGCCAGGCGCUGUGUCCCCAGCGAGGAGCCCGCCUACCUGCUGGACAUUGCCACCUCCACCCCUGCCCACCCCGCCAGCAGCCGCUUGGUGGCCGUUUCCUGUUCCAAUAAAUCAGUCAGGGUGUACAACAGGGACACACUGCACCUCCUGCGGGAGUACAGCGGCCACCCCGGCACCCUGAGCGGGGUCAGGUUUGCACACGCGUGUGACAGCGUGCUGUUCUCAGCCUGCAGCGAGGGCGCGGUGAAGUGCUGGGAUGUUCGCUCGGCCACGCAGAAGCCUGUGCAGGUGUUCAGUGGCUAUCCUUCCAAYGUCUUCAUCAGCUUUGAUGUCAGCUGUAGUGACCUCAUCGUUUGUGCYGGAACAGAAAAAGCUGAAAAGGACACGUUUCUGGUGUUUUGGGAUGCAAGAGGCAUUACAGACUGUGCCAGCACCRCUAAAGAACCCCUGGGAGUCUAUUCUGAAAGUCACAAUGAUGACAUCACUAAAAUCUGUUUUCAUCCUAUCGAACCCAAUUUGGUAGUGUCUGGGUCAACCGAUGGCUUGGUGAAYGUGUUUGACAUCAACAAGGAUAAUGAGGAUGAUGCUUUGGUAUCRACUUGCAAUUCAGAUUCAUCAGUGAGCUCUCUUGGCUGGUCUGGGAAAGAUUACAAACAGGUCUAUUGUGUGACACACGAUGAGGGGUUCUGCUGGUGGGACAUGGCUCAGCUGGACACCGAAGAACCAAUAACACUGCUGCAUGUUCUGGAUGCCAGAGAGUCAGUCUGUGCUGAAAACCACGGCCUGCAUUACCUGGUGGGGGGCUUGUACCACGAAAAGGCAGGGAAACUCUUCCUGAUUGGGGGAACCUCCACAGGAAACAUCCACCUGAUCAGCUGUGGCACCGAUGGCCUGAGCCUGGUGGGGACCCUGAGUGAGGGACACUCAGCCACCGUCCGCUCCUUCUGCUGGAGCCCGACAGAUGAGUCUCUGCUGACGGGUGGAGAGGAUGCUCAGCUGUUGCUAUGGAAACCUGGAGCUGUGGAAAGGUCCCUCACAAAGAAAGCAUCUCUGAAGAUCUCUUCUUCCGUGCAGAAGAGAGUAAGAGUUCACAACACCUCCCUCAAAAGCAGGAAAAAGUGAAAUGCCUAAAGUGGGAAUCUCUGCUGUGUAGAGUUUUCCUGGUGUUUAAUCUCUCAGGCAGUACUUGGCCGUGUUUUAUUUGGAGGUAUUCUGUGGAAAGAACUGUGGUGCUUGAAUUCCCCCUGGGAAUGUAUUUCAGUCAUCAGAAGAAUGCCUUUUAUUUUUUUUAAAGUUGCUAAUAUUAAUCAGAAAAGAGUAAACAUUUGCUCCUGAGUUCUCGAACAACAGAUGUGAAAUCAUAUUAUAUAAAGCUGUUUCUGUGGUUAUUUAAUGUCUCAGACAAUGUUUUAAAUAUGCAAUACAGGCCUGUGGCUUGCAUAGUUUGUUACCUUCCCAAUGAUAUUCUCUGGCACAUUUUAAAAGCUUUUGUAUUCCACGCUGUAUUUUGUUUUCUUUACAGAAAACUUAAUGAAAUUKCUCAAUUUAGUAAAAGAUUUUAUGUCACAUCUUAAUGCCUGAAGGAAUUACUUCUUGAUGAAACAGAAAAUAAGUGGUUUUGCACUGUCACAUCACUGGUUUAGAACAAGCUCAUAAAGAAGCAGCUGAUAGAGCCAUAUUUUUCAUAGCAGAUAUGAAUGUAUUCAACCAAACAGCAGCUAAUUUGUAUGAAUAUGAGAACUGUUAAACUGGCAUUAUUUCCUGCAUGAAAAUACCCCAGAAUUUUGCAAGCUGCUUCAUUCUGUCCUACUAAGUGCACCUGGAAGACUGGGGAGAUCUUUGGUGGGUUGGAGGAAUUGAUGGGUGUAAUUACAGCAGUGGUGCUCAAAAUCCCAAACCCUGGCUUGAAAGAAAGUGGUAUCACGUGCCAAGUGGGGAUGCUAAAACCCAAAAAUGAACACUGCCUUCAGGAACUGUGGARAAACAGACUGAUGUGAGGAGACUUUAACAAGACCUUUUAGAGGUUGGCCUGUGUCUUUUAAGAAAYGUUUCUCUCUGCAGAGGUGUUUUGUGCUUGGACAUCUCCCCAGGAGAGCUUUGUUUUAUUAUGCCACCAAAUACCCAUUGAGCAGUGCAAAAAACAGCCCUGUAUCUGUGUGAUGGGUGAGACUUUCUGCUUAUUCUGCUUUGCUGGCAGACUCCAACCUGUGCUCCUGGUUCUACACACRCUCAYCUCCAGCCUUCCCAGGACAACUGCRGCCAAGGAGUGUUGGUAUUUAGGGUGUUGUUACACAUGCACUAAACUGAAACCAGCACCAGAGUAUUUAAGAAUUGUUCUUUUAUAAAUUAGCUGGCAAAAGAUUUUAGAGAGGUUGGGUUAUUUUUUUUCCCAUGAAGGUGGAUAGGUAAUUCUUUCAGAACAAGUUCUGAACAUCASGUUUAGAGGAUUAUCCUGGAGUUUAGAAACAGUUUCUGAAGUACAGAAGAUACUCUAGUGUAUGGUUACAGCUGUGCUGAAGAUGCUGUAAUCAUCUCUGGAAUUGAAUCCUUUCCAACCACAAGUAUUGAGUUUCCAGAGGAUGUUUCUCAAAUUGUUAAUACCCUUUAGCCACAACUGUGAAUCCAUUGUUGGUUUGGGUUUGCCUGUUGAUGAUAAGUAAGAUGAUUCACUUGGUUUUGUUACUUGUUAUUUAAAAGUGCAGCUUCUAUUUAAAAAUCACAGUUCUCUUCCCUUUUUUUUUUUUUUUUGCUACUUGUGUUAAAUUCAUGUUGCCCCCAACAUCCUUAUUUGUUGCUUUCCAAAUCACAUUGUGCUAUUUUGAGAUGAGGUGGGCAGUGAGUGUCAGGGCUACGAUGCACCUGGAUCAUGUGCUCUCCAAAUUUAUUCUCCCAGGUCCCUGUUUUUGCCUAUUGUAUAACUGAGUGGAUCAAGAGCUUCAGACCCCUCCAAAUUCACAGUAAAACCCUCUUGGGCCUGACUUGGUUCAGUGCCAAAUGGGGUUGGGGGACUGAGGGGUGAUUCUGAGACCUGUGUCAUUGCAGGUACGGUAUGUAAGUCCCUUUUUAGGUGUUUAUCCAUUCUUUUCCUGGUAUCUUGACACAUUCAGUGGAGUAAAGUCAUUGRGUCUGUGUCACGUUUGAUUUCUUGAAGACAGGUUUGUGUGCACGUAGAGAAAUGCACAGAGAGGGAGCUUGUGGUUGCCUCCACUUGCUUUCAAGUGUCUGCUGAGUGAAAUUCCAGCGUGCUCUGCCAGCUGCCUCUGAAUUAAAGCAGCAGAGGUGGGAGUUCUGGGACUGAACAGUUUGCAGUAUGCAACCUGUGUCUGUUAUCUUGUUGCUGAGUUAGAUGGGUAUCGAUUUGUUCUGUAUCAGUCACAGUUGGAGCCAYGAUUUUCUCUGAGAAGCUGAUUUCUCCCUUUUACGUGCAUAACAGAAAUAGCAGCGGAAGGGGAAAAAUGUGUGUCUGUAUCUUAAAAUUCYGCAAAGGCACAGCAGCUGUCACGAGACUCAGGCUUGUGUUGCCUCUGAAAAUACUCAAUUUUGUUGUUUCUCUUUUUCUUUUGUAUUGACUUAAUUCCGGGUUAAUACCCAUAAAAUAAACAUAGAUGGAAACCACAUGUGAACAAGUAAUUAGCACUGCUUGCUUCUGUAAGCUGCAAACACUAUUUCAUAGACCACAGAACACAGGCAGAAUCCAUGUGUGAUCACAUAAAUAACAAUAGACUGGAAAUCAGGUUAACUUGUCUGACUGUAUUUAAUCUCUUAGGUUAAUUU
Malurus melanocephalus (red-backed fairy wren) is the source of this 3930-nucleotide messenger RNA. It is a transcript of the gene WDR89, whose product is annotated as WD repeat domain 89. The transcript has 2 exons. The record is from RefSeq and is a predicted model, not a curated record. The coding region runs from base 109 to 1278 and encodes 389 amino acids. NCBI's taxonomy places the organism in Eukaryota, Metazoa, Chordata, Aves, Passeriformes, Maluridae. Gene Ontology annotation, molecular function: protein binding.